Messenger RNA from Zingiber officinale, 824 nucleotides. Its product is annotated as thioredoxin O, mitochondrial-like. The coding region runs from base 102 to 656 and encodes 184 amino acids. Lineage: Eukaryota; Viridiplantae; Streptophyta; Magnoliopsida; Zingiberales; Zingiberaceae. The record is from RefSeq and is a predicted model, not a curated record. The transcript has 7 exons.
CGAAUAGUUUGUGGCAUCGAAUCGAGACCAAGGUCUGUUGCUCUAUAAAUCAGUCGUCCGGCCGCCACCGCACCACCGCUCAUCUCUCGAAGCCUAGCGCGAUGGCGUCGAGAAGGGUUGCGAGCCUCCUCCGCCGUUUCGCCAUCACCUCUGCGUCGCGGCAUCCCGCGCCUAUACACUCUCAAAGUCCUCUUCCGUUCUUGUUGCUCCCGCUCCCGUCGGCGACCGCUGAGUCGCCUUCUUCUGCUCACCUCGGCCUCUCCCUCCCGAACCCUUUAUUCUCCUCCCGACUGUUCUCCUCCGCUUCGGGUCCGUCAAACAUUGUUCUUAUUCAGUCUGGGGAUCAGCUCACUGACGCGCUGAAGAAGGCCCAGGAUGAUAAAGUGCCAGCCAUCUUUUACUUCACGGCUGUGUGGUGCGGACCUUGCAGGGUUAUAGCCCCAUUUAUUGAGGAAAUGAGCCACAAAUUUUUGCAUGUCACAACGUACAAGGUUGACAUUGAUCAGGAGGGCCUUGGAAGUAUACUGAGCAGUCUGCAGAUUCACUCUGUGCCAACCUUUCAAUUUUUCCACAAUGGCAAAAAGGCUACUGAAGUUGUCGGUGCUGAUAAGAAACAACUCGAGGAGACAUUUAAAAGCUUGUACAAGCAGGAAUAACAAGGCGACGCUAAAGAAUUGUAUUUUGCUGCCUAUUUAGACUAAUAAUAACAACGCUUUUCUGUAAUGGAAGAAUUAGAUUCGAGCGUUGAUUUCUCAUGGUGUCAUUCUAAAGUGUCUAACUUUGUACUUCCAUUUAUUUAUUAAAAGUGAAAUCUGCUCCCCCUA